GUUCUCUCCUGUGUCUUUUUACUCAUUGUUUCUCUUACAGUACUUAUCUAUAGUUACAUGCAAGAACUAGAUAAACUAUUAAAUGACAAUUAAUCUGGAAGAAAUGCAUAUUCUAAAUUAUGAUUUCGAUGGAGAUUAAGGAUGUACUUGCAUUAUCUGCAUCAGUUUGUACUAUUUUACAGUUUCUAGCUGGCAUAUUGGUAUGCAAAAAAUAUAUUAGAAAUGGUACAACUGGAGAUAGUUCAGGAUUGGCUUUUGUGACAUGUUUUAUGUCUUGUAGUUUGUGGCUGAGAUAUGGAAUUCUUAUUGGAGAUUUGUUCAUUAUAUAUGUAAAUAUAUUUGGAACAAUAUUACAAAUAUGUUAUGUAUUAAUUUAUAUGUUAUACAAUGUAAAAAGGUCAACUACUAUUAAGCAGUUUACAGUAGCGAUUUGUUUGGUUUUGCUUAUAUAUCUCUACAGUAUUUAUCAAAAAAACAGAGUUUUGGCUGCAAAACAUGUAGGAUUUCUUAGUUGCAGCUUGACUAUAUUAUUCUUUGCAUCGCCAUUAAUAUCACUUGCACAUGUGAUUAGAGUGAAAAGUACAGAAAGUUUACCAUUUCCAGUCAUAAUGUCCUCUAUGAUAGUGUCUUGUCAGUGGUUUGCAUAUGGAUGUCUUCUCAGUGAUCAAUUUAUACAAAUACCAAAUUUUAUGGGUUGUGUUUUGUCAGCUUUUCAACUUUCUUUAUUUUUUAUUUACCCUAGCAAGCGAACAGAUCAAACUUAUUUUAUAUGAGAACAUUAAUCAUAUCUUUUGGUCUAUGAUUAAUUAGACCGAUUUGUGCUGUAAUAAGAAGUAUUAUAUAUUACAAUAAGAAGUAUUAUAAAUCAGUAAUUUUUUAUAAA
Messenger RNA from Wasmannia auropunctata (little fire ant), 883 nucleotides. It is a transcript of the gene slv, whose product is annotated as sugar transporter SWEET1. Gene Ontology annotation, molecular function: sugar transmembrane transporter activity. Lineage: Eukaryota; Metazoa; Arthropoda; Insecta; Hymenoptera; Formicidae. The transcript is spliced from 4 exons. Gene Ontology annotation, cellular component: membrane. The record is from RefSeq and is a predicted model, not a curated record. Bases 120 to 773 code for a protein of 217 amino acids. Gene Ontology annotation, biological process: carbohydrate transport.